CCUACGAACAGAAGCUUGCUGGAGGCCAGGGUGGGAGUGAGCUCUGAGCCGCAGUUAGCCCAGUUGCCUGAGACAGACUCCCGGAGCUCUGUGCUUCCUGCCUGAACUUGUAGCAAACAUUAGCAGAUACGGGACCGAGACGCUGACAGACAUCAACAGGUAGUUCUGGUCUUGUCGGGGGGUCCUGUCCGUGCAAGGAGAUGAUCAGACAACGAUGGGGGUGAAGUGGCCCAGAGAUUGGUUCCAAGUACUGAAGGAGAUUUCCAGGUUGGCACCUUUCCUGCUGAGUGUCUUCAUUUACUUUGCAUUGGCGUCACAGUCUUCCUGUCCCGUCUGGCUGAGAGCCUUCCUGAAAUGUUUGCCGAUAUUACUCCUCUGUGCCUAUAUUUUGACCCUUCGGAUAGAUCUGCACACACACUCGAAGGCUUCAAAGCUCCUUGCCGGCCUGCUGUUUUCCGCAGUUGGAGACAUCCUCCGCAGCCUCUCAUCGCAGUUCCAUCUCCUGCACGGUGACUCCAUGUUUGGACUCUCACACAUCUGCUACAUCUGGAUGUUUGGUUUGAAGCCUUUGAACCUGCUGGCAGGCGUUUUCUUGCUGGCUAUAGGCGCCGUCUACUUGCUGUUCCUGAGUAGAUGCCUGUGGGAGCACCAGCCAUUGCAGUGGGCAGCCUACAUCUACAUCGGCUUGAUUGGAACCAUGGUGUGGCGUGCCAGUGCUGGGGCACUGUUCAACCACCAGUGGUCUUGGGUCAAACUGUUUGCCACUGUUGGGGGAAUGCUCCUCGCGGUCUCCGAUUUCACCUACACCGUCAGUGCCUUCUGUUUCCCGGUGUACCACUCCGGAAUGAUCGCGGCCACCUAUUAUUUGGCCCAGAUACUUAUCACCCUCUCGGCCGUUUACAGCGAGAGUGCAGUUGGCAAGAACAGAAAGUAAAGCAAAUCCACCAUUGUCUUCAACAGUGAAGUGUCAUUCUGCAGCCGGUAAGAUACUGAGGUCAUGGCAUGCUGGAAACAAAAGCCCAUGUUUAUCAUCACCGAUUCAAAGCCACAUGCUUUAUUCUUCCGAAGAUAGACACAAAGUGUGUAACUCAGCGGGGCAGGCAACAUCUCUGGAGAGAGGUGAAUGGGUGACAUUUCUGGUCGAGACCCUUCUUCAGACCCAAAAUUACUCCAGCAUUUCUUGUCCAUCUUAGAAACAUAGAAAUAUAGAAAAUAGGUGCAGGAGGAGGCCAUUCGGCCCUUCGAGCCAAGCACCGCCAUUCAUUGAGAUCAUGGCUGAUCGUCCCCAAUCAAUAACCCGUUCCUGUCUUCUCCCCAUAUCCCCUGAUUCCACUAGCCCCUAGAGCUCUAUCUAACUCUCUCUUAAAUCCAUCCAGUGAUUUGGCCUCCACUGCCCUCUGUGGCAGGGAAUUCCACAAAUUCACAACUCUCUGGGUGAAAAAGUUAUUUCUUCGGUUGAAACCAGCAUCUGCAGUUCCUUCCUACAGCCUUAGUCCUCCUCUCUUGCACAUCGCACAUCAAUUUUGUAAAAUAAAUAUAAAUAAAUAUUUUCCUAAAAAAAA
This is a messenger RNA of Leucoraja erinaceus (little skate), 1562 nucleotides long. Its product is annotated as lysoplasmalogenase-like protein TMEM86A. The transcript has 3 exons. The record is from RefSeq and is a predicted model, not a curated record. Lineage: Eukaryota; Metazoa; Chordata; Chondrichthyes; Rajiformes; Rajidae. The coding region runs from base 215 to 934 and encodes 239 amino acids. Gene Ontology annotation, cellular component: membrane.